AUGACUAGCCGCCAAAAGCCGGCCAUUUUUCUUCUGCUGGUGCUGCUACCGCUGUCCACCCAAAAGAACGAAAAACUAGCUGGGAUUUUUGAAAGAAACGAGGCUGGACUGCGAUUCCUGCGCGGUUUUCCUCGAGGUAUGUGGGGUACAGCAUUAGCGCCAGAUCUCGGCACCUACAGCGAUUCUCGCAUAGACCCGCCAUUACCCUGGUUGAAGGCCAAAGAGGCGCUUACUGAUGAACACCAUAGCUAUGAUGCCCAAAAGGAUUAUGAAUAUUUCAUAGCCUCCAAGAGGAAACAAACCAAACUCGAGAAAGGUGACUUGAGUCUAUUGGAAGAAAAAGAUAAAAAGCAUUUAUUCGGCGAAGAUUAUGAAAGUUUGCCCAUUUUAUAUCUGAUGUGGUGGUGCACAGAGCAUUGGCCUAUCUUUUACAAACUACUGAGCAAGGGGAACCCCGAGGCUGCUGAGCUGAGAGCAAAACUUAUUGAAUACUGUCCAUCGCCCUGUUAUGGUGAGCCCUGUAAACGUAUUAUUGGUGUCAGCGUGCCAAGUUAUUGCGAAGCGAUAGGACCGUUUGAGGGUGACUUCAAAUGUCAAUGCCGGAGAGACAUGGAAUGGGAUCAAGAUUCGAACAGCUGUAAGCCCAUAAAUCCCUGUUAUUUGCCGUCAUACCCGGCCUGCUUCGAGGAAGGCACAUUAGCCUGUGUUGCAUUGGAUAUGCAAACUGCCAAAUGCAUUUGUAAUGUGGAGCACAUGGGUUCCGACUGCUCACAACUUCGCAAUGCCUGUAUACUGCGAUUUAACCGCACGGAGAAUACUGGAAAUAAAAACUGCGGUGUCGAGUUUGGAAAUCGGUGCAUUCCCAUUCUUGGGACGGAUUUCUACACAUGCAGAUGUUCCGCUGGAUGGAUUACAUCGCCAUUAUUGCCGUACGAAAAUUGUGCUCUUCCUAAUGACCCUUGCACUGGCUCCGCCAUUGAGCAGGAUGGGGUCAAACUGAACUUAACUGUUGGAAAGGAAUGCUUAAACGGAGGAACCUGUGUCAGCUCGCCAGACCUCACUAAGGCUGUAUGCGUAUGCCCGACAACGCGAGGCAGGCAGACAUAUACUGGUACGUUUUGCUGA
Molecule: messenger RNA, 1125 nt
Organism: Dibothriocephalus latus
Lineage: Eukaryota; Metazoa; Platyhelminthes; Cestoda; Diphyllobothriidea; Diphyllobothriidae
Source: the annotation of a GenBank genome assembly